Molecule: messenger RNA, 1674 nt
Organism: Bathycoccus prasinos
Lineage: Eukaryota; Viridiplantae; Chlorophyta; Mamiellophyceae; Mamiellales; Bathycoccaceae
Product: glutamyl-tRNA reductase
Exons: 2
Coding region: 1-1674 (557 amino acids)
Biological process (GO): tetrapyrrole biosynthetic process
Molecular function (GO): NADP binding; glutamyl-tRNA reductase (NADP+) activity
Source: RefSeq, a predicted model, not a curated record
AUGCAUUCCGCGACGAAAAAAUCCGCCCAGAAAGCGCCGACGUUUACUCGACAUAGAAUUUCCAGCAGAUCUGUGCGUAAGAAUCGAGCGAUCAAGGAGCCGUCCGAUGUCACGGAGAAGAUUUCCGACGUAAAGGAAUCUCCCUCUUCCUCCUCAGACGAUGAUGGCGAAAAAGGAGGCGAAUCCAUCAAACGAGCGCCUCGACCGUCGACGCUGAACCGCCCGGUUUCGGAAGCCGCGGUGAACAGCGACGCCGCGUUGGCGAACUUAAGAGCCGCGGGAGGUGCUAACGUCUAUCAAUCCGAGCGCAAAUCAUCCAUCAUCACCUUAGGUCUCUCUAUUCACACGUGUCCGGUUGAGAUUCGAGAGAAGAUGGCGGUACCGGCGGAUCGAUUCGAAGAGGCGGUGACGUCUUUGGUGGACGAGAACCCGCACGUGGAAGAGGCGGCUAUUUUGUCCACGUGUAAUCGUAUGGAGGUGACUAUUGUCGGGUUAUCGUACGAUCGAGCGGUGGCAGAGUUGGAAAACUGGAUGAGUAAAUGGUCCGGGGUAGAAUUGACGGAGUUAAGAGAGCACUUUUUCUUGUUGAAGGAUCGAGACGCGUGUACGCACUUGUUGGCGGUUUCGGGCGGUUUGGAUUCGGUCGUUUUGGGCGAGGGUCAAAUUUUAGCGCAAGUGAAAUCGGUGUUUCAAAUGGGUGAGAACGUUAAAGGGUUUGGGAGACAUUUGACUGGAUUGUUCAAAGCUGCGAUUGUGGCUGGUAAACGCGUGAGAAACGAGACGACGAUUGCAUCCGGGGCGGUUUCCGUCUCCUCGGCGGCGGCGGAGUUGUUGCAAAUGAAAUUACCGGGUGAGUCUUACGAAGGUACCAGAGUGAUGAUUGUUGGCGCUGGGACGAUGAGUAAGUUGUUGGUGAAGCACUUGGAGUCGAAGAGGUGCACAGAAAUGACGAUUUUGAACCGAACAAAACCGAGAGCGGAGGCGUUGGCUGAGGAGUUUCCCAACGUCAACAUGAAAAUUCACUUGAUGGAUGAUUUCAUCCCGUUGGCAGCUGAGCACGAUAUUAUUUUUACCGCGAGUAGUUCCAUGGAACCGAUCAUCACGAAGGAGCACUUGGACGCCAUGCCGAUGGCAACUGCUAAGGUUGACGGGAAGAGACGAUUGGUCGACAUCGCCGUGCCGAGAAACGUCUGCGCGAGUUGCUCGGAGCACGCGGAGACGAUUUGCUACAACGUGGACGAUCUCAAGGAGCUCGCCGAGGCCAAUAAAGCGAAGAGGAACCAAGCCGCGGAAGACGCGAGACAGCUGUUGGAGGAAGAAUUGAACGCGUUUGAAGCUUGGAGAGAUUCCUUAGAAACUGUGCCGACGAUCAAACGAUUGAGAUCGAAAGCCGAACGCAUUCGAUCGCAAGAGUUGGAGAAGGCUUUGAGUAAAAUCAAAGGCGAAUUGUCCAAUAAAGAUAAGAAAGUUUUCGAAGAGUUAUCGCGAGGUAUCGUGAACAAGCUUUUGCAUGGACCGAUGCAAGCUUUGCGAUCGGACGGAAGCGACAGAGCGGCGGUAGCGCAGACUUUGGUCAACAUGCACGCUUUGGAGCUCAUGUUCGAAUUAAGAAAGGAAGACGAAAUCGAAGAAGAGGAGAAGAAGAAGAAGAAGGAAGCCGAAGGGAAAAAGUAG